UGUGUUUUACAUUUGCUUUUCAUUUUGUUUGUGUUUUCUUUCAUCCGUAUUUUCUUUUGAUUUUUAAUAUCGUGAAUGUUUUUGUGAUAUAUAAUUAUGGCCAAUCAAGAGAUAAGUUUAAAGUGGAAUGGAUAUCAAAAUAAUAUAUUGACAAACGUGAAAGAACUGUAUAAGGACGAAGGGUUGUCUGAUGUGACUUUAAUAUCAGAAGGACUUAAUUUUAAGGCUCAUAAAGUCAUUUUAUCAGCUAACAGCGCUGUAUUCAGGUCAAUUUUCCAGCAAAACCCCCACAAAGAUCCAAUUAUAGUGUUGCACGACAUAAAUCCAGCUUCUUUGAAAACUCUAUUGACGUUUAUGUAUAAUGGAGAAGUUAAUGUUACUGAAGAAUUUCUACCCGUGUUGUUGAAAACUGCAGAAACACUCAGGAUCUGUGGUCUUUCAACGGGCAGUGAGACCGGACGCGAAGAUGAGAAGACCACACCUGCAGCACAGCCAAAGAAACGUAAAAAAAGUGAGCAGGAGGAUAACAAUAAUAAAAUUAAGAAAGCGGCAACUCUAAAACCUGAUGCAGUUAUCAACCUUAGUACUAAUGCAGAUGCUAACAAAAAUACGAGUGUUAUCCCAAAAGUCGAACCCAUAGAUUCUCCACUAACAGACUACUCAGGUGAGAACACAAAUGAUACAGACAUAGCAUUACUAGAAGACAGCGCUGAGAAAAAGUACUCGGUAAGCCCAGAACCAAAUAUAGGCAAGGCCCAGUGUAAUAAUACAAAUGAUCGUAACAUCAAAAAAUGGAUCAAUGAAGUCAGCAGUACACAGCCUUGCCUUAACAUUGGAAAUGAGAAAGUGAAUGGAUUAGAUUCGGGUGAUGAUGAUAAAGAUGCCAUAGAGAUUGAUAAGGAAGUUGAUGCGGUAUUGCAAAGUGGAACUAUAGUUGAGUCUUUGAGUAUCACAACGGAAAAUCUCAAUUCUAUAUCGACUGAAGCACAAAUAUGUAAAGAUAAAAGCAAUACAUGCUAUGCAAACCCAUCAUUCCCUUGUCCAUUUUGCCAACGUGUCUACAACAGCUGGGGUUACCGGCGGAGGCACGUGAAAUCUAGGCAUUUGACUAACAGGCUGUCGUGCAAAUGGUGCGUGUCAGUGCUGCCAUCUACCGGCGCUUGGUACGCUCACGCGACCCGCGCCCAUGGGGUUCCUCACGAGGAAGCGAGGAACUCCCUUGUGGUCAUGGUGGAAGCUCACGCGGUCCUGACUUUGAAUGAGCCCAGCGUCGCCUCCUUACUUGGUCAGGUCGGCAUGGGGGAUGGAGUCACUGAGAAGAGCGAUUAGACUCUUUCAAAUCUGUCAAACAACUAUCCAUAAAUAGGUUGAACAGCCACGGUGACGCAACACAUCCCUGCCUAACACCUUUCUCAAACCGCCGAGCUUGCAUGAAGAGAGUUAUGAAUGUGGAUGAAGCAAAGGAAGUAUGCAGGGAUCGUGGCAAGUGGAAAGAGGUAGUCUCUGCCUACCCCUCCGGGAAAGAGGCGUGAGUUUAUGUAUGUAUGUAUGUAAAUUGUAUUAUUUGCGACUACAUUAAAAAUGAUUGUAGUUGUGUUGUAGGAGCAAUAUACUAAAAAUCCAGUACAAAACUAGUUGAUUUAAUAGCUGGAUAAAAAUAUACCAGUGGCCUCAAUUCAAAUAAUGUAAGUGCUCGUGAUAAAUUACUUUUUUCAUUAUACACAUUUCUUUGAAAAUAGCCGUGGUAUGUCAAAGAAACUCUUUGACAUACUAUGGAUUGACUGUACACGUAACUUUGGUUAUCAUGACAUUUUUUAUAAUUUUAGAUUUUUUUUUAUUAAAUCGAUAUUUUUUUUUGGAUCUACUUAUAUGAUUGUGUAUUUAUACUUAUUGUGUAGAAAAGGUAAAUAAUGAUCUCAAAAUAAUUGAUGAGACGAUAAAAAAUAGAAGUCGUCUAAAUAUUACUCUUCUGUAAUUGUAUCUUUACCACAAAUAGUUUAAACACUAACUAAGUUUGUUUCAUAUUAGCACAUUAUAUUUCUUCCACUGCUUGCUCUUUAAUCACUAAUAUUACUUUGAUGUCGUAGAAGUUAAAAUUGAUUGUUAAAUAGGUCAAAAAUAAUCGUCAUCUAUCAGUUAUUACUUAAGCCCGCUAUUGCAUCGCAAUGCGUUAUCAACACGGUUAUUGGUUUGAAUGCUCUCAUACAAAUUCAAACAUUACAACUCGUGACGCACGCGAAUUCAAUUCAGCACGUUUGUAACAAUUUGUUUUUUAUGUAUGCAAGCCUUUAUUGCUUGUACGGUUACAGUACUACCACUGUUAUAAGUGGCCUCGGCAAUGUUCACGGUGCAGAAUAGCGCAUCCUACCGCGGAAUCAAACCGAGGAAAAUCUCAACAAAAUAAAGACCUUAUAUACAUACAUAUAGGCCCGUCUAUCCCUUGCGGGGAGACAGAACCAAUAGUCUCGAAAAUACUGAAAGGCCACGCCAUUUGUCAGGCCAUUGAGCAGAAUGCGGCUUUAUGAUGGAAUUGAGAUUCAAAAAGUGACAGGCUAGCCCAUCGCCAAUAAGGGGAAAGCCUACCCCUUGGUUGCCUUUUAAGACAUCCAUGGGUCAUGUAAAAGAUAUGGAGUGGUUCUAUUCUAAAGUGCUGGAAAACACACGGUACAAGUAAUUUAAAAUCCUAAAAUCCCCUGCUAUUUCGCUCGUAAUAGCGGACAAGUUCAGUUCGUAAGCAAAUGACACGCUCUGAUUGGCUCAAUCGUUUAAAUAUUUUACGCCAUACAAAAAUUAGACUUAUACGUGUAAAUUAUAAAAGUGGUAAUGUACAUACGUACAUAUAACCGUUUGGUUAUUGAAGUAAGUUUGCCUAAAACUUGCAUUUUGGAAAACUGUUAGUGUUCUUUUAGUAUUUCGUUUUGUUAAUUGGACUUCUUAUAAGAGAAUAGAUGCCAUAAUUUUUAUUAUUCGUCACAUUUUCAAGCACCGACUGAUUAUAGAACUUAAGAUUCGUGUAGCGAAACUAUUAUUUUUUAUUUUAUUCUUUUAGCAUUAACGCAUCUUCAAUAAGAAUAGUUUUUAAGUCAAUUAGACUAGAACUAAGAGAUAUUUGGCAAUAAUGAUAAGAUGUGAUUGAUAGUGCUAAAUGAUAUUAAAAAUAAAUAGUAGUGUAUGAUAUGAUGAAAUUCUAAAAUAUGAUAUACGAAAUUGAGAUAUGAUACGAAAAAUUCAGUAUAUUUUUGAAACUUUAUUACUAAUAUAUUUGUAUUUUGGAGUAAUAAUAUUAUGACAUAAUAAGGCAGUUGCUAUUUUGUGAUUAAAAGUAUAAAUCAGAGUUAAAUCAUUAUGUGUAACAAAAUUUACAUUGUAUUGAAUAGUGAAGCCUGACCAGACAGUACAGAUACAGAAAGAUAUAGAUAAGAUACGAUAAAGUGUGUUCCAUUUAUUACGUAAGACAAUUUGAGAACCCUUCCUUUUGCGUCCUUCCGAAUAAGAUUAAACCUCCGUCGGUUUAAUUCUUCGGUGGGGCGUGUAAGGGGGGAGUGGUUUGUGGGAAAUUUUCUAAAUUGUCUUAGGUUUUAGACGGAAUGGUUUCGGGGGUUUGUUCUUUAUAGUUAAGUUAAACAGUAUAACAAUAUAAUACAUCUGUAAAUUCCAUAAUGUAUUGCGCAGGCGGCUCUGUGCAAGAGUGAAAUGAGUGUUAAUAUAAAACCAGUUGUUAAUAAAAAAACAACUGGCUAAAGAACGCGCAUUACUACAAUCUCAUCGUAAUCGUGUAAAUGUACCGUACAGUCGGGAUAAUAAUUACUUGACUCUGUUCAUAUUAUUAUAAUAUAUUUCAAAUAAACCUGACCCUGGUUGGUUAAACCAGGGUCAGGUUCAUUUGAAAUUGACUGUACAACGGUCUAGUCAGGCUCAUCUAUUUAAAAUAACAGAUAAAGGAAAAGCUCUUAUGAGAAACAUAUCAAACUGUACAAAUAAUUGUGAGCUUCGAAAUAAUACAAUUACAGGUAUAAAACAUGGCAUUGUAUAUCUUUAGGUAAUGUUAAGGUGUUACUGUUUUUGGUGGGUUUCAAUACUAUACACUUCUAUGAAAAACUUAAAUUAUGUAUGGCAAAAUGUUAUAUGCAACGAUUUUAUAAUGAAAUCAUCAUUUUGAAACAAAAUUUCAUAUUUGCCAUAUAAGAAAGACAGAGAUGGUUAUACAAAUGUCAGCUGCUUAUAUAAUUUGUUAACUAGUAAGCAACAGUGUCUUAAUUUUAGAGUUAAUCGCCCACCUUUGUAUGGCUUUAAAUCACACAAUUCCACAGAUUUGACAUUUAACAUAAGAACACUCUUUAGGACUUAAGUAAUUAUAAUAAGUUACCAAAGCAAUUUUAAGUAACGUAUGUUUAAGCCUAAUAAAAUUUAUAUAUUUUUGUAUGAAGUGAUGAAACUUAAGAUAUUAUAUUUUUUAAGAAAACGGUGUGUAGUUCUUAGAAGUUUGGCGAGGAAGCUAAUAUUAAGGUUCAAAUUUGUAUCCAAUAUACUUAACUCUAUUACACAACUACUUAUAUCAGUAACAAUCUUAUGAAGUAACAUAACGCAUGGCUUUAAAAAGAUAAUUGUCAAAAUUAAUAAAUUAAUAUGCUGCCAUAAUAAUUUAUGUAUAUGGACUUCCAAACGCAAUGGAGAUUAA
This is a messenger RNA of Amyelois transitella, 4678 nucleotides long. RefSeq names its product zinc finger protein 131. Gene Ontology annotation, cellular component: nucleus. Bases 97 to 1329 code for a protein of 410 amino acids. The record is from RefSeq and is a predicted model, not a curated record. Gene Ontology annotation, biological process: regulation of transcription by RNA polymerase II. The transcript is spliced from 7 exons. NCBI's taxonomy places the organism in Eukaryota, Metazoa, Arthropoda, Insecta, Lepidoptera, Pyralidae. Gene Ontology annotation, molecular function: protein binding.